Neolamprologus brichardi is the source of this 2013-nucleotide messenger RNA. The record is from RefSeq and is a predicted model, not a curated record. Lineage: Eukaryota; Metazoa; Chordata; Actinopteri; Cichliformes; Cichlidae.
AUGGAAGAAGGAGAAGAUGAGAGGGAGGAUGAAAGAAGACGAAGGAGUAAAGAGCAGCAGGAGGGAGACUGCAAAAAGAGAGCUCUGGGAGUGCUGAGGGAAGAUACAGGAUGCAGACCCUGUUCGGGCUCCGUCAGUGACAUUUUUCUGAGUGUUGGAGAGGACGUAGAGAAGAUCAUCGACAAAAUAAGCUCCAUCAUUAUCAAGCUGGAUGCAGCGAUUCAGCAGUUAUCUGUAGAUAAGACCUCGAUCGUGGGUGAAGCACGUCAAGAAUCCAGAGACACAGACACUUCGGCGCAACCUGAAGACGUUAAGAAUCACCUAAAAUCCCCCGAUCGACUCAAGUCUGACUCAGGUCACGAACGGAUGAUUGAGGACGGAGCUGAUCGAAGGCGUACAGAGACAUCGGCAGACACUGAACAAACACUGGACUCAUUCAGUGGUUCUAAUUGUGACAACGGGGCAGAAUCACAUGUCAAAGGUCAAGCACAAGACAUUCUGCAGGAAUCCGUUAACUCUGAGACUGAGUUACUAAAGGAGACUGAAAAGGAAGAUGAGAGCGCAAAGAGAAAAAGAAAAUGGAUUACUGGCUCAUUUGCAGAGGUGAAGGUGUACUCUGUGGGUCUUUUUGCAGUGGUUUCCUGUUUAAAACUAGAAAACUACACCAUUCCCAGGAAGGGGUUGUCACUAAAACUCCCCAUGGACCCCCGAAUUUGUCUGAACUACCUCCCAGGAUCCUUUACUGCACCUGUAAUAGCGCAAACCACGAUCCAGCCGCUAGACGCCGUGCUCCUGGCUUCUGUCAAGUCCAGAAAUUACGCCUAUCAUUCAGUGGUGUCUACCAGCCCGCUGCUCUACCUCACCCACCCGACCUCAAGGCCCCUGAGAAGACCCCUCACGGUCACACUUCCAUGUCCCCCAAAUCCUGCAAAAAAGAAAGCAACAAGGGGACAAACAGAGAACCAACAAGACCAACAAAGUCAACCUGUCAGGGAUUCUCCCCCAUGGGAUCAUUCACCUUCCCACAGACUGAGAUUCAUGGACACCUCUGUGAAAUCAAAGGAAAUGUCCAAUGAGUCGCUGGUUGUUCUGGGCUCAAGGGACAAACAGUGGAGUGUCAUGGAUAAAGUCACCGUCAGAAGCCUGCAGAAGGGACUGGUGUCCUUUGACCUGAUGGAGAACUUUGACAGGUUUGUUGACUCUGCUGAUGUGUUGUCGUACACUUCAGCCGAACCACAUCACUGCACAAAGAGCAAUGUGAGGCAGGAGCAUCCAAAGCAGAGCCACGGACAGAACAGAUACCCACAGAGCGAAACUUGUCGGGCGGCGCUCAUUUGCAGCAUCGUUUCUUUCAAAGCCAAGGCCGAUUUGUCCUCCGCUGCUCAAACCAACAAAAAUGAAGCCACGCAUGAGCGCAUCACCUUCCACAGCCAGAGGAAGAAUCACCUCUUAGUGCAUCUGACUGAGGUGGACCUAUUUGGAAACUACAGCUCUCCUCACUACAAGGGCACGGCCAUAUUUUAUAAGGUCACCAGAGGUCAGCUGGAGUGGCGGGAUGACAAAGCUGUCCUGAAGGACACGAAGCUUCUGGGAGAUCCCGUCUGUAAGCUGUCUCUGACUUUACCCAAGAAAGUGAGAAACUUUACUCGGCCCAUUACAGCCCAGGUGAAGUUCUGUGAGGACACAGGUUCCCUCUCAGACUCUCUUCUUCUCUGGCUGUCCGAGGAGCUCUCAGAGGAGGAAACGGCCCUGCUGGCGCUCUCCCUGCGACUCUGCCGCAGCACCGCUCAGCUGGUGACAACCCGAGCCGGGAGCGGCGGCCUCUCUUCCCGUGCCUUCACCAUCCUGGCCAUGUGGAGGAGAGGGCUGCCCGCCGUCCCGAACCAACCCAAGGCCUCUCUGCUCGCUCGCUACUUGGCCAAGAUCGGCAGGCCGGAUCUGGCCAGAGAACUGCUGCUGAGGCAGGCUGCAGCUACCAGGCAGGAGUCACCGAAUUAAGGAGGCCCAGAAAGG